Messenger RNA from Anopheles gambiae (African malaria mosquito), 2736 nucleotides. It is a transcript of the gene Hexo1, whose product is annotated as chitooligosaccharidolytic beta-N-acetylglucosaminidase. Gene Ontology annotation, molecular function: beta-N-acetylhexosaminidase activity. NCBI's taxonomy places the organism in Eukaryota, Metazoa, Arthropoda, Insecta, Diptera, Culicidae. The record is from RefSeq and is a predicted model, not a curated record. Bases 610 to 2448 code for a protein of 612 amino acids. Gene Ontology annotation, cellular component: membrane. Gene Ontology annotation, biological process: carbohydrate metabolic process; ganglioside catabolic process; glycosaminoglycan metabolic process. The transcript has 4 exons.
CAUUGUUUGUCUUGAUGCCGUGCCUCCCAUCACAAAAUCACUGCAUUGCGCGAGCACACGGUCCAGCUGCUGGCGUUGUUUACCCUUUGUGGUUCCCUUUUUUCCCUUAGCUCCAUCCCAACGUCCCUAUCCAAGGGAAGAAAAAAAACACAAACACAAAUUUCAAGUAGUGUGUAGAACCCUCCAACUCGCAACACAAGUGGGAGAUGGUGCAGAAGAUGAAAUAAUCAGGACAUUGCCCGAAUCAACCCAUCAACCCAUCCAGAACCGGUUUUUCGACCAUCUACGGCUUUACCUGCUCCGACGGUACGUAAUCGCGUGCGAAGGAAAGGCAAAGUGGGUGCCUACCGAAAACCGGCCAGCAGAUCCGGCGAACCGUCGGAAGUUGGUGACCCUCGUAGGUGCCACGGGACGCACACACAGCACACACCGAUUAAGGUUCGUUAACCACCAAGGCAUCAACGAGUCUUUCCAAUUGCACCAAACAACGCUUAGAGAGGGGGAGUGAACGGGCAAGAAGUGAAAGUUUGUUGUAGUAUAGUACCGCCCUUUUACAAACUAUCAAGCUGUUCGAUUAUCUCCAGCAGUCUUCGAGGCAGCGACAGCAGGAUGGCUGAAGUACAAUAUCUUGUGACGGCAUUAUUUGCUCUAUUUGUUUGCACUGGAAUCGGAGUCCACUCGGAGGGCGAAGCCGUAUGGGGCUACCAGUGCAAGAACGAUCGCUGCGUCAAAACGCCCAUCUCGGAGGAAUCAUACCCAGCGGCGAACGCCAUCAGCCUACCAGCAUGUCGGCUGUUCUGCGGCGAAGGGGCGGGCCUCCUCUGGCCACAGCCAACCGGGCAGCUGGCGGUGGAGAACGAGCUCGCCCACAUCGACCCCGACCAGGUGUGGUUCCAGUGGGACGAAAAGCUGACCCAGCUCGUCGGUCUGUGGGAAGCGAACAGGGACCGUUUCCGCAGCCAGCUGAAAAAGCGUGCCCAGGGCGCGGCGCUCAAACCCGGCGGCAAGGCGGUGCGCAUCAAGCUGAACGUUACGGAUGACUCGCUCGCGCUAAACUACGAAACCGACGAAAGUUACUCCCUAACCGUGGGAGCCGGCUCUAGCAAGGACGAGCUGCAGGCAACGAUCGAGGCGAAAACGUUCUUCGGUGCCCGGCACGGGCUGGAAACGCUGUCCCAGCUGGUACUGUACGACGACAUCCGGAACGAGCUGCAGAUGGUAGCCCGGGCCCGGGUGUCCGAUGCACCGGCCUUCCCGCACCGUGGCCUCGCCCUGGACACGUCGCGCAACUUCAUCGAUCUCGAGUCGCUGCGCCGCACGAUCGACGGCAUGGCGAUGGUGAAGCUGAACGUGUUCCACUGGCACAUCACGGACUCGCAGAGCUUCCCGCUGGUGGUGAAAUCGCGCCCCACCCUGCACACCUACGGGGCGUACAGCCGGCAGGACGUGUACACGGCGGACGACGUCCAGCGGCUGGUGCAGUACGCGCUCGAGCGCGGCAUUCGCAUCGUGCCCGAGCUGGAUGCACCGGCCCACGUCGGCGAGGGCUGGGAGAAGCUAGGCGUGACGGCCUGCUUUAACUACCAGCCGUGGGAGAACUACUGCGUGGAGCCACCGUGCGGUCAGCUCGAUCCGACCAAGGACGCGGUGUACGACAUCCUGGAGGACGUGUACCGGGAGAUGAACGCCAUGUUUAACCGGUCGGACCUGUUCCACAUGGGCGGGGACGAGGUGUCGGUGCGGUGCUGGAACGCAACCGGCAGCAUCCAGCGCUGGAUGGGCGAGCAGGAAUGGGGCCUGCAGGAGGGCGACUUCAUGAAACUGUGGAACUACUUCCAAACCGAGGCACUGCGCCGGCUGGACAAAACGCUCCCGGUGGCGGAGGGUGGUAAGCCGCGCCCGAUCGUGAUGUGGACGAGCAAGCUGACCGAGUCGCCCUACCUCGAGCAGUACCUGGACAAGGACCGGUACAUCGUGCAGGUGUGGACGACGGGCAACGACAGCAAGGUGGCCAAUCUGCUGCAGAAGGGCUACCGAUUGAUCAUGUCCAACUACGACGCGCUCUACCUGGACUGUGGCUUUGCCGGCUGGGUGACGGACGGUAGUAACUGGUGCGCACCGUACAUCGGCUGGCAGAAGGUGUACAACAACGAUCUGAUGGCGAUCGGUGGCCCGUACGCGCAGCAGAUACUGGGCGGCGAGGCCGCCCUCUGGACGGAGCAGUCCGACACGCACACGCUGGACAACCGUCUGUGGCCCCGGCUGAGCGCGCACGCCGAGCGGCUGUGGAGCAAUCCGCGGGCCGGCUGGCAGAUGGCCGAGGCGCGCAUGCUCCUCCACCGCGAGCGGCUAAUCGAGGAGGGCAUUGCGGCCAACAGCAUUCAACCGAAAUGGUGCCUACAGAACGAAGCCAACUGUCCGAUCGGGGGCGAUGGUGGGCGUUCGUAAAAAGAUGAUGGAAACAAAACAAAACAAAACCGCAAAAGUAGAAACAUUAAGCUCGGGGUGUACAUUGAGGUGGCAGAUUUGGUUCAUCCCCCUGUUGUUUUGUUUGCCCUCCAUGACACCAUAAAAUUCCAAAUUCAUUCUGCUUCCCAAUUGGCUUCCGGUCGUUUGCUAACGUUACUUUCGUUGAAGUUUGAAAUUGUUAAAAAGAAGAGUGAAAAAUCCGACAGAAGCGAACAAAUUUGAGUAUAUAUAUAAAUAAAUGAUACUUGUUUAUUGUGUUUACACUUA